AUGGCGGAUGUGGAGCUGGUAAAGAAGAUGCUGCGGGCAGUGCUGCAGACGAGUAAGAGCGGGAGCAUGACUCUCACACGCCUGCAGGGCGAAUAUAAGGAACUGACGGGCGAGCCCGUCCCUCACAAACAGCUGGGUCACCCCACCGUCGACGCCCUUCUCCAGACCAUGCCUUCCGUGGUCCGUCUGGACCGGAACCAGUCCGGGGAGGUGAUGUGUUUCGCUGUGGUGAGUCACGAAAUGGCCCAGGUCACCAAACUGGUGGCGCGGCAGCGGACAGCCAAGAAGACGGGCCGACCGCAGGUGGUGAACUGCCAAAUGAGAGUGAAACCCGCUGCUCCCCUUGUACUGAACGCAAAGCCCAGGACCUCUCUCAGGCAACCUGACCAGAGAGGGAGACUGGGGCGCGGAGGAGCACGGUCUGGGGGUUACGGGGACGGUCGGCAGGGGAGCAUGAGGGAACAAAACAAACCCCCAAACACGCCGACAAGAAAAUCCUCCCUCCCAUUGGACAGGUCAGAUAAGAGGAUGACCUUACCUUCCAGAUUCCAGAAGGAAGUACACGCCCACCUCUCCAGGAACCCUCAGCAGAGCAAUGCUCCUGCCAAUCUGAAUGAGAGUACACCGCCGUCAAAAACCAGGACGCCUCACUCGGGUUCCUACAGUCCCAAACUGGUCCAGUCCCGCCUCAAGGAGGUGCUGAACAAACACAGCAACGGACUUUGGGUGUCCAAGCUUCCGCAGCUGUAUCGCGAGCUUUACAAGCAGGAGCUGCCCAGUGAGGCUCUGAAAGACCUGGAGCACUGGACACACAUAUGCACUGUUGAGAAGCCCUGUAGUAGCAAGCCUCAGGAGUUACUAGUCUAUCCCGCUAAAGACGCCAACCAGACCACCACCCCUUCCAGUCCUACGACAACUACAAAGGACAGGCAUUCGGCGGUCACCCAGAAAUCCGCCACGCCCGCUCAGCCGUCGCCCAGAAAGCCUUCUGGGUCGACGCAAAGCCCCACGUCGUCCCCCAAGGUCCUGUCUCCAGACCUGAAGCAGAAGUUGACGGAGCUCCUCCUGAAGUACAGCAGUGGCCUCUGGGCCCACGCCCUCCCCAAGCUCUACCAGGACACAUACAAGAGCAAGCUCCCUGAGUACGUCCUGGAGAACCUGAACCUGCUCUCCGACAUCUGCACCAUAGACUACCCCAUGCCGGACAAUCCGAAGAGGGCCAUCCUGUACGUCAAGGCCCAGGAGGAUGAGAACUGUAACCGGACGGACAUGGCCGACUUGCGGGCGAGGGAGGAGGCCGGGAGACGCCUCAGUGUCCAGGCUGUGCCCCCACUUGUCAUUCCCAAAGAGGAGUACCCCUCAGUGCUGGUGGUGGAGGCCAGCAACACCAAUAGUGUCAUUUUAAGGUACAUUGGGGAAGGCUACUCGAAGGCUCAGGAGAAACUAGAGGAUGAAAUGAAGGAAUUUUAUGGACAGGACAACACAGCAAAGACCCUGACCUCGCCGUCACCGGGUCAGCUGGCCGCUGUCCGUGCUGAGGAAGAGGAGGAAGUCCUUCGGGCACAAGUCUCUGAAGUCAUGCCCAACAAGGUCAAGGUUUAUUAUGUGGACCAUGGCUUUUCAGAAGUCAUCAACAAAAACAAACUGCUGGAACUGCACGAGAGAUUUUUCAGACUGCCUUUCCAGGCCACAAAAUGUAAACUGGCUGGCCUCGAGGUGUUUUGUCAUGAGUCAGCGGUCCUUAAAAAGUUUGAGACCAUGGCGAGUGGAAAGAUCCUGUUGGCUGAGAUUUUGCAGAGGGAGGAAACCCCUCUGGUGGUGCUUUAUGACACGUCGCAAGACGAUGACGUCAACAUCAAUUCCGCCUGCUUGAAAGCCAUGCAGGACAAGUCACUGGAGAGCCCCCUGCAGGUGAACAGUGCCUAUAUGAACGUGAGUGUAACCAGCGUAUGUUCAGACGGGACCUUUUGCUGCCAGCUUCCAUCCAGAGGCUUAGCCAAGCUCAACGAGAUUCUGGAGAAGACCGAAGCUUAUUUUCAUUCACAGGUUACAUCAGAGUCACUGGUUUCCAGACCUUUCUGUGGGAAAAUCUGUCUGGCUCGUUACAAAGGCAAAUGGUCCCGUGUUGAGAUCACUAACCUGCAUGGCAGUCGGGUGCUAGACAUCUUGUUUGUGGAUUUAGGCGUCCAGGCCUCUGUGGAGGUCAUCGAGCUGAGGGAAGUCCCGCCUCCUUUCCUGCGUGACCUCAUCGCCAUUCCUCCCCAGGCAAUAAAGUGUUGUCUGGCAGACCUGGCCGUGAGUGUGGGCUCAUGGACUCCGGAUGCUGUGCAGUGGCUGAGGGAUAUGGUUCUCCACUGCAACGACUGCAGCCUUAGAAUUGCCAGAUUGGACGAGACCACGCACAUUGUGCACGUUUACCUCUUCACAAGCAAGAACUUUCACGACACGGAGCGCAGUCUCAACCGGCAGCUGGCCGACUCUGACCUGUGGAAACACCAGAAGGACGUCUUCCUGAGCAGCCACGGCCCACCACCCAAAACCAACACCCCCACUUCCCCUCCGACAACCACCACUAAUACAAGCACCAAUGGAAACAGGGUCCCCCAUGGGCCCAAAAGGGCUCACUGUCAGCCUGGUUCAAGGGUGGGGACUCCACCCAGUACUCCCCCUGCCAGCUUGGUGCUGCCCCCCAUGCUGGAACUGCCUGCCAUUGGGCAGAACAUGGACAUCUAUGUGUCUGUGGCGUGCCACCCUGGGCACUUUGUGCUGCAGCCUUGGCAAGACAUGUACAAGCUGGUGGUACUGAUGGGCGAGAUGAUUCUCUACUACAACAAGACGGAGGAGAAGCCCCUGGUGGUGGAGAAGAACCAGGUGUACGCUGCCAAAGUGGAGAAUAAUUGGCACCGGGUGCUGGUGAAAGGGGUCCUUACAAACGGCAUGGUGUCGGUCUACGAGCUUGACUACGGCAAACAUGAGCUGGUCAGCUGUAACCAGCUGAGACCUCUCAUCCAGGAGUUCCGCCAACUCCCGUUCCAGGGCAUCACUGCCCAGUUGGCAGGUGUGAAGCCCAGACAGUGGUCAGAGGAGGCUUCGAUUGUUUUCAGAAACCACGUGGAGAAGAAACCUCUGGUGGCCCAGCUGGAGACAGUGCAGGAAGCCACCCACCCAUGGGACCGUAAGGUGACCGUCUACCUGGUGGACACCUCACAAGAGGAGAGAGACAUCUGGGUUCACGACAUCAUGGCUGAAUUCGCUGACGAGCUAUCCACAGCCGCGUAG
Molecule: messenger RNA, 3279 nt
Organism: Chanos chanos (milkfish)
Lineage: Eukaryota; Metazoa; Chordata; Actinopteri; Gonorynchiformes; Chanidae
Gene: tdrd7b
Product: tudor domain containing 7 b
Exons: 17
Coding region: 1-3279 (1092 amino acids)
Biological process (GO): piRNA processing; spermatogenesis; P granule organization
Cellular component (GO): P granule
Source: RefSeq, a predicted model, not a curated record